AUCGCUGCGGGCACCCGAAUCUCCGCCCUCCCCGGGAUCGGGAUGGGGAUGGGGCCGGGGCCGGGCCACCCGCCAAUCAGGGACCAGCACGGGUUUCCAUGGAGACUGGAAGAUGGCCUUGGCGCUUCCUUCUCCCCAUCUGGUGCAUCCGAGCCUCUGAUGUGACGUCACCCCCUAGGCUCCCCCUCCCCGUUGAAGGGGGCCUUGCACCGCCCUGGGGUUUCACAAUGUCUUCCCAGGAGGGAAGAAGAGUAGUGCCAGCUGUCCCAAAAGGAACUGGUUUCUGGCAUUCUCCAGGGACAACUCAUUAUGGCCAAGAAACAAAAGAGCUGCUGAAAGUGAUGAUGAAGGAAUCCAGACUUACCAAUUUCCAGCAACGCCACCUCAUGAACUGCAUGAAACGAGGUGUUUCCCUGCCCACUCACUGCAACCCAACAUCCAGCAAAGAACCACAGCUUGCACAGCCUGCAUCCUCUCCACCAAAGCCUUGUCUUUCAGUCACUCUGUUGGCCAGACCUCACCUCCGACCUGCCGAGAUCUGCCGGGCAGGCGAUGCCUACACCCGAGAGAAAUUCAAACCCCGGGCCACUCGCGACUUAGAGAGGGAGAAGCAAAGGCUCCAAAAUAUCCUAGCGACUGGAAAGGAUGUGGUGGAACAGAAGCCACAGCAGAAGCCAGUGCAGACAGAGGAAGAGGAAAUACCUGAACCUGACCGGUUUGAAGAACUGGUGAUUGAAAUUCAGGAGAGAAAGGAAUUCCUGGCAGAGAUGGAGGCUCUGGGCCAGAGCAAGCAGUAUCGAGGGAUCAUCCUCACUGAAAUCUCACAGAAACUGCGGGAGAUGGAGAUCAUCGAUAAGAAGAGGAGUAAGGACGUGAGAGAGGCAAUGGCAAAAAUCCUCCCUGUAGGGAACAAAUCUGAUCCCAAUAGCUAGACCAAGACCAGACACCAGAGCAGACCAUUCCCACCCCUUCUUUCCUUGCCCUUCCAACAGGACUGGGCCUCCACCAUAGAAGGAUCACAGAACUGGUCUAUGCCUAUCCAUCUAAGGCAGAUCCUCUUGGAGGAAUGUCAGUAGCACCUGUUGCAUAAACCCAAGAGGGCAGUAACUAUUUAUGCAUAGUACAUAACAGGAGAAAGUAUUUGCAAAAUCCUACCUUGCUCUCUAUAAAUAUAUCAGAGGGAUAAAUACAGGAGAGGGAGAGGAAUUAUUUCAGCUCAGCACCAAUGUGGACACAAGAACAAAUGGGUAUAAACUGGC
Messenger RNA from Dermochelys coriacea (leatherback sea turtle), 1259 nucleotides. RefSeq names its product chromosome 1 C22orf23 homolog (gene C1H22orf23). Lineage: Eukaryota; Metazoa; Chordata; Testudines; Dermochelyidae. The record is from RefSeq and is a predicted model, not a curated record.